GCUGCCAGCUCCUGCUGAGGGAAGAGGAGGAAACAUGAGCUCCAGGAAAGUGAUGGCCAUCCAGGCUAGAAAGAGGAGGCCGAAGGGAAAGAAGGAUAAAGCGGGUCAGCAUCGCAGGCCUGACACCCAGCAGAAAGCCCCGGUGAGUGCCCCUCCUCCCCCGCCGCCCCCUCCACCUCCCCCUGAGCCGGCAGGGCCCCCAGAGCCGGAGGAGGAGAUCCUGGGCUCCGACGAUGAGGAGCAGGAGGACCCCGCGGACUACUGCAAAGGAGGGUACCAUCCGGUAAAGAUCGGGGAUUUGUUCAACGGGAGGUACCAUGUGAUCAGGAAGUUGGGGUGGGGCCAUUUCUCCACCGUAUGGCUAUGCUGGGACAUCCAAGUGAAGAACUUUGUGGCAAUGAAGGUGGUGAAGAGUGCUCAGCAUUACACAGAGACGGCCCUGGAUGAGAUCAAACUGCUGCGAUGUGUGAGAGAGAGCGACCCCAGUGACCCCAACAAGGAUAUGGUGGUACAGCUGAUAGAUGACUUCAAGAUUUCUGGAGUCAAUGGCAUACAUGUUUGUAUGGUGUUUGAGGUGCUGGGUCACCACCUGCUGAAAUGGAUUAUUAAAUCCAACUACCAAGGUCUCCCGCUGCCGUGUGUCAAGAGCAUUAUCAGACAGGUCCUGCAGGGUCUGGACUACCUCCACACAAAGUGUAAAAUCAUCCACACAGACAUAAAGCCAGAGAACAUCCUGAUGUGUGUAGAUGACGUGUUUGUCAGGCGUAUGGCCAUGGAAGCUACAGAAUGGCAGAAAGCUGGAGCGCCACCACCAUCUGGAUCAGCAGUUAGCACAGCCCCCCAGCUCAAACCGGUGAGUACAACAGAUGUUGGAAAGAUCUCCAAGAACAAGAAGAAGAAGCUGAAGAAGAAACAGAAGCGGCAAGCCGAGCUGCUGGAAAGGCGGAUGUUGGAGAUCGAAGCCCUGGAGAGAGAGGCGGAGAAGAGAGAGGAGAGAGCCAAAGAAGGGGGCGAGAAGGUGCCACUCGAACGCAACCUGCCUUCACCGCUGCAGCCGCCGGCACCGCCUCCGGGCCACAGCACGUCCCUGGGAGACAGCGAUGAUGACGACGACGAUGAGGAGGACGGGGAGGACGAGGAGGACGAGGGAGCAGAGAGGCCUGUCAGGCUGACUAAUCACACAUGUGCAGCCCCUCCCCAGGAGCAGAGUGAGGCAGCCCACAUCACCGAUGAUGACCCUGAGGAGGAGGUGGAAGAAGAAGAUGAACCCACGCCUGUCGCUGAAAAAGAUGCCCCUAUUCCCCCUGCCUCAGAGGAAGGCAGCAGAGAUCCAACACAAGCAGAGGUAGAGCCAGAAGAGGCAGAGGAGGAAGAGGGAUUAAAAGGGACAGAGAAUGAGAAUGAGGAGGAGGAGGAAACAGAAGAGAAAGUAGACGAAGAAGAGGAGGAGGAGGAGGAGGAGGAGGAAGAAGAAGAAGAAGAAGAGGACAAAGAGACAGAGGAGCCAAAGAGUGAGAGCAAAACAGAGCAGGAGGUGUUGGUGGUGGUGGAAGAAGAGGCCUCAAAGAAGCAGGAGGGCGAGGAGGAGGAUGAAGAAGACGAAGAGGAGGAGGAGGAAGAGGAGGAGGAAGAUGAGGAUGAUGACACCACUACUGACCUCCUCACAGAUAACACCUCCCCCAUCAAACCCCACAACAAUAAAACCAAUUCAGUCAAAACCAACGGCCAUGUUUUGUUAGGCUCUGAGGGACUGAAAGCAAACCCAGGCACGCCUCCACCUCCUUCACCCACCCCAGAGCCUCUUCUCUGCCCCCUGGUGGAGUCUGAGCUCAGCUACACAGACAGGGACAACUCUCUCAGCUCUGGCUAUGAGAUGUAUAACGGCGAACUGGGAGAGCCAGGACUCACCAACGGCUCCAGUGAGCGGCAUCUAGGUACAAUUCCCAUCUUUCCUGACUUGCCUCUGGAUCCUGAGCCAGGAAACCCCAUUUGCGUUGGUACAGCAGACAUCGAAGCUGGACCUUCACCCAACAGCCCCACUGCAGACCGCAGUCGCACUGUGUCAUCCUCAAGCACGGGAGACACACCGAAAGUCAGGGCCAGAGCUGCAGAUCUUUUGAUCAACCCUCUAGAUCCCCGCAACGCAGAAUCUAUUCGAGUCAAAAUCGCUGAUCUUGGAAACGCAUGCUGGGUGCAUAAGCACUUUACAGAGGACAUCCAGACCAGACAGUACCGCUCCAUUGAAGUCCUCAUAGGAGCUGGUUAUAGCACUCCUGCUGACAUCUGGAGCACUGCCUGCAUGGCAUUUGAGCUGGCCACCGGAGAUUACCUGUUUGAGCCCCACUCCGGAGAAGACUACUCCCGCGACGAGGACCACAUAGCUCACAUCAUAGAGCUGCUGGGCUGUAUUCCGAGGCACUUUGCGCUCUCUGGAAAAUAUUCCCGGGAGUUCUUCAACAGAAGAGGUGAACUGCGGCACAUCACCAAGCUGAAGCCAUGGUCCCUGUUUGAUGUGCUGGUGGAAAAGUACGGCUGGUCGCACGAAGACGCCGGUCAGUUCACUCACUUCCUUCUGCCCAUGCUGGAGAUGGUGCCUGAGAAGAGGGCCUCGGCCGGGGAAUGCCUCAACCACGCUUGGCUCAACUCCUAGCCACAAACACUGAUCAAAGCCCUCCUCCUCUUCCUUCCUACCCCCACCCACCUGACAGUUGGCCCAAACAUCACCCCCUGGUGGCAGCCUUUGGAACCCCAAUGUGGAGAGAAGCUGGCAACAGAUGAGGACUUCCUUCCUGCAUUAUCCCACAUAUCCAUUUCGUGCUUACCUGACUCUGCUUAACUUCCACAUUUCUUUUCCCAAACGGAAUGUAAAGACAAGCUUGUGGAGAUAACAUGAGAAAAACAAUCAGACUACUGGAGGAUGAAUUCUGCCUACUUUGUGAAAGGGAGAAGUCAGGCUCUGCCUGAAAGAAAUGUGCUUUCUAAUUCUUUUCUGCUGUAAAGGUGCCAGCCAGUCUUACAUCUGUCUCUCUUCCUAAUUACUUUUGGGGUUUUUUUAUUCUGUCUUGGGCCAUGGACAGCUGCUGAUCUUCUCAGUAUUGUGAAAGAAAAGUCAACAAGUAGCCUUGAUCCACUGCUGCUGGCCCACAGCUCCGUCUGCCAUGACCUUUACACAGCGAGGGCCUCAAACUCAGAUGAGUGUGUGUGUCUUACUGAGCAUGUGUGAAAACGAGCGUAUGUGCCUGCGCUUAAGACCUGCCUACACAGACCCUUCUCUUUUUCCCCCAACCCAGCUUCCUUUCCUGACCAUGGAAGAAGUACCCAUAUCAGACUCAAAGUUUACACCCUCAUUUCUUCCAAGAAUCCAGUCCCAAAAUACCCAUCUGACCUGUUUGCUUCCCCACAUUGCCCCCUCCUAAAUGAGCUUAUUUCUCCUGCCAGGGGGCCGCUGCAGAGAACUGGAGGGCAGCCAGUCCUCCAGGGGGCACCACACUGACAGUUGCCAUUCUGAUAAAGAAGGAGCAAAAAUACAAUCAGUUUAACAAAGAGGAGGACAGCUUGGUCUUUAAAGACUAUGCAUGGAGACUGAUGGACCAGCAUGAAGGGAUAUGACAGACAAAUGAUGGAUGCUUUCUUUGGUUUGUGCGUUACGCCGGUUUGUUUCCUGUUUCAACACACUUUUCGGACAUUCUGUUAGAAAGAUUUACAUUAGGUUAGGAUGUUUUGGUGCCCCCUCUGAUGAAGAUCACUACUUUACAGUCUCCUUCUCCUCCACCAGCUUUUGACAUUCCUAAAUCUUGAUCCAUCAUUCCUCGUCUUUUUAUUCCCGAGAACACUUCUGUUAACUCCUACUGUGGCACGUUUACCAGAACUUAUUGGUACUAUUCCCUCCCUCUGCCCCCUGUAAAGAAACCCUUUCAUCCCUGAGCUUCUCCAGAAAUGGGAUGGUCACGUGGAGGUUGCACUUGUCUUUGUAGAUGUCCUUCAGGGAUUUGAAACCUUUGUACAUAGAACUGAGAUUUGGCAACACAGAUAAGCGACCGUGGACAACGUUUCAACAAGCAAGCAUCAUUCCAGAAAAAAAAAAAAAGAAAAUACAGAGGUGGUUGUUGGCAGAACUUGACUUCCUCUGAUAUAGUGGUGUUUUUUUGGGUGGGCUGCCAUAGUUCAACCCUGCAGGAAUGUUCAGACUGAACUGGGCCACCUGGUGGCUGAAUGAGAGUACUGCAUCGCCACACACUGCUGCUGCUGCUCUCGGUGCCAACACUCCAAGACGUUCCACUGUAUCUCUACUUAAUCUCUAAUGCUCUGUCAAACACACGGACACCACAAACUCGCAUCAUCACAAUUAGUCCAGUUGCCUAUUUUUCGCAAUAAAUGAAAAAAAAAAAAAGAUGAGUAUAAGUAAAUGGUGAGAUAUUUUUAAAAACUAUUUAAUUCAUUUAAAAAAAAAAAUGGAAAAAAAGAAAACUUUUCUCUGGUUGUUGUGACCGUGACAGAAUCUCGUCUUAUACUGAGGUGAUUGUGUUUGUCUAUUAGAGAUGUUUUUAUUUCUUCUUUCAUUACUAUUAUUAAUGAUUAUUAUUAUUAUUAUUAUUAUUAAGUUUGUUUGUUUUUUUACACAGUUUUCACCUCUCCCCUCCCUCCCUACUUGAAUAGUGCUGCUUUGUCUAGGCCCUUGAUGGUAAUGGGAAAAAAAAAAAAAACUGUUUUGCAAUAAAGGAUUUUGUGAUGAGUUUUUUUUUUUUUAAUCAUUUUAUUUUGUUUAUUUUUCACCAAAACCUCCUGAACUCACUCUUUCAGCCAUGCUGACUGUUCUUCCUGAUGACAGAAUCGCGUCUUGUCUGUUUUUCAUUGACAGAUUUAAUAAAAUUGUAAAUUAAUGGA
Messenger RNA from Archocentrus centrarchus (flier cichlid), 4884 nucleotides. RefSeq names its product SRSF protein kinase 2 (gene srpk2). Gene Ontology annotation, cellular component: cytoplasm; nucleus. Lineage: Eukaryota; Metazoa; Chordata; Actinopteri; Cichliformes; Cichlidae. Bases 35 to 2650 code for a protein of 871 amino acids. Gene Ontology annotation, biological process: regulation of mRNA processing; peptidyl-serine phosphorylation; spliceosomal complex assembly. Gene Ontology annotation, molecular function: ATP binding; protein serine/threonine kinase activity. The record is from RefSeq and is a predicted model, not a curated record. The transcript has 16 exons.